This is a messenger RNA of Epinephelus moara (kelp grouper), 10259 nucleotides long. It is a transcript of the gene wdfy4, whose product is annotated as WDFY family member 4. The record is from RefSeq and is a predicted model, not a curated record. Gene Ontology annotation, molecular function: protein binding. The coding region runs from base 181 to 9945 and encodes 3254 amino acids. The transcript is spliced from 64 exons. Lineage: Eukaryota; Metazoa; Chordata; Actinopteri; Perciformes; Serranidae.
UCUGCCUGAUGCAGAUUAGUGAGGUAGUUGUACAGAGAGGGUCAGCACAGUGGGUGCUAGUCAUAUCUUAGCAGGUCUCCACUUGUCACUCCUCAUGACAUGGGAACGGAGACAGACCACUUAUUCAGUUGGACUAACACAGCACAGAUGACAGCUUCCUCUUAGCUUGGAAAAUCCCAGAUGGCUCUCACACAAGUACAGGACCAGCUUGCUAAAGGGGAAAGGAUCAAUAAGGAAACCGGAGAGCUGAGUGCUUCAGGGGAGUUAUCUGUCUCUGUGGAGUUGAAGGUGGAGAAAGUGGAGGGCUCUUGUGGGAACCCUCAACUCUCACAAGUGCUCAGAGAACAACUCCAAGCACUGGGAGUUCAUGCAUGCUCGAGCCCUGACCACAGGACUGACCAUGUUCCUUUGGAGCAGAGAGAGGAGCAUCUCAUCAAAGUCCUGCCUCUCUACAUACAGGUCUGUGAGGAUGGUGGAAGACUCGAAGAUCUGAACAUGAAGGGGCUUGCAGCUCUCACCGCCGAUACUGUCAUCCAUGACAUCCAUGACAGACUGACAGAAAGGCCUGCAGAGCAAGCUCGUGGCGAGGUGGUGCGGUUCUUCCAAAGGCACGAUACGAAGGAGACAAACUGUGAAGCGAAACACAAUAAAGGAUGGCUGCUGUUAAAGUCUCUGCUGCUGCUGACAGCAGACAGCUCAGAUAUAUUGUCCUGCAUAAACCCAGGGCUCCCUGCUGCUUUGGUGAAAUGUCUGUACCUGCUAGUGUGCCUUCCAGCACAAAAGGAAAACGUGGCCAUAGAAGAGACCUUUCAGGAGCCACUAACGCAGGUGCUCCUACAGCUCUGUAGGCAGCCAGUCAAUGUGGAGUGCCUGGUGGAAACUCAGGAGCUGCAGUGUCUUAUCAUUGGCCUCACAUCACUAUGGGACCAGACCAGCGCCACAUGGAGACACCAGGCCUCCCGUGUCCUCAAGGCGGUCUCUGCUGUAGCAACAAGCAACACUGUCCCAUGCUUGCAAGGCAAGAACUGUGUGCGCAUCUGCAUCCAGAACCUUUUGCAUAUCAGUGCUGAUGUCUCAGGACAGCUGCUCGCUGAGGUGGCCGUUGCUGUGUUCAGCUUCAUCAGAGACACCUAUCCUCUCAACCCAGCCCUCUUCGUGGAGUUUGACACCAACAACGGCUACAAGGUCUUUGAGAACAUCCUGAAACGCUGUGAGGACGGCAUUCCUGUGGAUCAGUUCCAGCCUGUGGAGGAGUUGCUAGCUCUCAUUGCGUCUUUCACCCUGCUUGGCAAAACUGAGCUGAAAGUAGCUCUUUGUGUCACAAACCCCCAGCCUCCAGCCUUUAAGUUUGACCCACCACUCACCAAAGGUUCAGCAGUUAAAAACCUGCCUGCCUUCCACCUGCUGCAGGCCUCCUUGCUGCGUUCUCAGGAUUCUCUGCUGUGUUGCCAGCUUCUUCGAACCGUGCAGACGAUAUGGGAGAGGGAUCUAGCCAAUUUCUUCCUGUUGGAGUGGACUGUCCAGUCGAUGGCCCAGCUGGCUGCCUGUGUGUGUUGUAAGCCAAGACCAGUCCAAAAACUGUUCUUCUCACUGCUAGAGAUGGUGAUAUUUAAGCUGAACUACAUCCCCCAUGAGACCUUGCGGGCACUGCUGGGUGUGCUGAAGCAGAGCUGGGCUGGGACACUAGCUGGAAGAGUGGCGGGGGUAGAGUUUGCAGUGGUGGCGCUCAAGUGUUUUCACAGGUUGACAGUGCACAGUGGCAUGCUAUCUGAGGUGCUGAGUGACUUGGGCCUGCUGGAGCUGCUGCUCAACGAACUUCGCCGGAGAGCUAAAAUCCUCAGGAAGGCUGGAGUUGUCUCUUCCCUUCAAAAAAAUCCCCAGCAGCUGCCAAGUGUGGAGGACAGUGAAAGACUGCUCACUACCUGUAUGCUUCAAGUUGUGUCGACCCUAACUUUGCGUUCAAUUAAAAACACAGUUUCAGUGCGAGACCUUGGUAUGGUUCCCUACAUAAAAAUCUUCUUGGAUGAGGAUCAGUAUCGAGGUCCCACUCUGAGCAUUUUGGAGCAGCUAGCUGAAAUUAAUCCUGAGGAGUUUAUGAGCACCGCCAUAGGAGCCCUCUGCUCCUCUACACAGCAGGAACUUGGUUUGAAGCGGGAUCUUUUGCAGUCCAUGUUGAAGGUGCUGGAGAGCCCCAACAGCUGGGACGCCUUCAGGAGAGCAGGAGGCUUCACAGGGCUGCUGUCUCUGGUGAUCGACAUGGAGGGAGCUCUGUCUGACCCUCCUCAGGGAGAAGUAUGGAAGUCCCUGGGGCACCAACCACUGCUGGACCUCCUCCUCCUCACUCUCCACAUUCUGGCCUUGGCUGUGCAUCUUCACACAGUAAAUGCACACCAUUUUGAGACUGGUGGUUUUUAUGAAAGGCUGGCAGAGGCUCUGCUCCAGCUGGGCUGUUUCCACACAGAAGGCCCAGAGACGGACAGGUUCGAUGGAGAGGAGGGCUCCUGUCUCAAGACCGCAGAGGACAGCCAGUCUCCUGGGAAGACUUUCCACCAGUUUGUUGAGCUAGCAGAGGCCCCUAAAGCACCCUCCUCUCCCUUCACCACGUCACAACCCAAUCUGCCUGUCACUCUUCGGACUUGUAUAAGGCUGCUCUCCUAUCUCGACCAGUUUGCCACAGGGACCUACUCUUCUUUGGAGUUAAACUUAGGACAAGAACCCGAGGAUGGGUGUGACAGAGAUAAAGAGAAACUAAAUGGACCAGCAGGGCAUGGAGGAGUGUAUUCAGGGUCCUCUGCUGUCCACUUGGGAUCAGGUCCGCAGUCUCUGGAGGACACACCGGGAAGAUCCAGAACCACAGCACCCAGUAUUUCCACAGUCUGUUCAGAGUCUCAGUACAGUAGGUUCACCAGCGACCAUAGUAUUCUUCAUCCAGGAGCAAUCCGCGUUAUUAUGACUCUCCUUCCAUCUGUGUUUACUCCCAAGGACCCACAGCUCUCUAUGGAGGUCCAGUUCUCACUGGCGCACCACAUCCAGGCCAUGGUUAAAUCUGAGCGAAACCGCCAGAUAGUGUGCGAGGGAGGGCUGGUCUCUACACUCCUAGCCCACUGUCGGAGCAUGUUAAUGGCUCCAAACCACCCGUUACAUCUACCUGUUACUCGUAUCCUGGAGAAGCUCUCCUCGCAGGCCAUCUCACACUCGGAUUUCAGAGCAUUCCUGUGUUUAGGGGACCCGCUCAUGUGCUUGGCAGAGAAGACAGCCAUGCAGUCACAACUAGAAUGUCCCCCUCUGAUCAAAGCUCCUGUUUCAAAUGGUCACAGUACAGAGACAGAUGCCUCAUCGGGAUCUUCGGUAAAGACACUGAAGCGGACCUUCAGCUUGUUACAGUCUUCGGCUCACAGUGAAUCCUCAGUUGGUAUAGCAAUACCUGUCCACCAGAUCAUCAGUCUGGUUUCCAUGACAUCACCACGCACUUUCAGGCCGCACAUAGUCUCUUCUUCGCCAGCCUUUGUAGAGUUCGACAUGAGUGAGAGUGGAUAUGGCUGCCUGUUCCUGCCGUCUCUGGCCACGGUGAAAGGAGUCACCGCUGAUUCAGUCGCAACAGGUGGAAUCGGAGGAGACUGCCGGGGUUUCCCCCCUACAGCUGGUCUCUCAUUUUCCUGCUGGUUCCAGAUCAACCGGUUCAGCUCAGCCUGUGAUUCCCACCCAAUCCGUCUACUGUCAGUGGUCCGCCACAUGUCCCGGACUGAACAACAAUACAUCUGUCUGUCUGUUACCUUAUCAGCAUAUGAUGGCUGUCUGGUCAUCUCCACAGAGGAGGAAGCAUUUACGUACCUGGAUAUGAUGGAGCCAGAAGUGUGCACUCCUACUUCUUUAGCCACAUCACUGAGAUUCCGCUGCUCCAGCAUGCUGGUCCCGGGUCAGUGGCACCACCUGGCUGUGGUCAUGGCCAAGGACGUGAAGAAGAGCUGUCUGGCUUCAGCCUACUUCAACGGCAAGGCAGUGGGGACAGGAAAGAUGAAGUACAUUCAGCCGUUCCCUGGUCAGUACGUCUCCAUGGACCCUGCAGCUGUGAUCGAUGUGUACGGUCUGAUAGGAACACCGCCUCUCUGGAAGGAACACGCUGCUCUAGUGUGGCGAGUGGGUCCAUCGUACCUGUUUGAGGAAGCUUUGAGCCAUGAAGCUGUGGGUGUCAUAUACACACAAGGCACCGCCUACCAGGGCAACUUCCUGGCUCUGUGCAACACAGACGCUGAGUCUGUCCCUCUCAGGCUGGUUCCUGAGGAGAGGAUCUCAUUUGGCAUCAACCCAGCAAUUUCUACACUAACAACUGUGGUGCAGAUAAGAGGGGAUUACAAUGAGGUGGACUGCAGACUGAUUGCUAAAGAGAUGGGGAUAACAUCUCGGGAUCAAUUCACCCCUGUGUUCUUGGCUCGAAACAUCAGCCAGCACCUGAGUGGUACGGCUCGCACCAUAGGAGCAGCCCUGGUUGGACAUUUUGGUGUGCGUACAUUCACCCCCAGAAGUGCAUCCAAUGGUUUCCUGUACGUCGGUGGGCCUGCAGUUGUUCUCAGUUUAGUUGCAAUGGCGCCAGAUGAUAGCUCUCUGUAUGCAGCUGUCAAAGUUCUUCUCUCUGUGCUGGAGACCAACUCUGCCAUGCAGCAGGAAAUGAACCGCAUCAACGGAUACAAGCUGCUAGCUUUUCUGCUGAAGAUGAAGCACAAUCUGGUCAGCUCCAGAACCUUUCAGUUGGUUCUGUAUCUGUCGAAGUCAGUGGAGCUGUGCUGCGGGUCGGGUUGCCUACAGAACACACCGGCUUUUCAGGCCCUGCUGUGUGACCUGGAGGUGUGGCAGAACACAUCAGACAAUCUGGACCUUUCAGUUCUGAACCACUUUGCUGAAAUCCUGACCUCCUCAAGCAGUGACAGCAGGAAUGCAGCGGCCAUGCACAGUAUGGGCCUGCUACCAAAGCUGCUGUUUGAGCUUUCUGAUCCUGUGGUGACUGUUCAGAAGGUUAAAAUCAUUGCUUGUGUCAUCACAUCGCUCCUAAAAGCUCAGUUCACCCCUCUGGACAUAAGCAGACUUGGGCUGUUCCUGGUCUACACACUCCCUCCUCUCAGUGACAUGAAAGAAGGCAGUGAGACAUUUGACAGUGAUCUUUCACAGGAUACGCCAGCUCAGAGCUCUGAUCCAGCCAGCCUCAUCUGGAUCCGCAACCAGCUGUUGCUCUCUGUUUGCGAAAUCCUCGACUCAGACAGCCUUCUAAUAAACGAUGGGCAGAAGGCCAUAUUCGAUGCCCUGGGCAGUGACUGGUUCCUGCUCUUCCUUCAGCCCCACCUUCACCCCUCCACCUUGAGACUGGGUCUCAUCCUGCUCACACACUUUCUGUCGAGUCCCAGUCAGCAGCGCAGCUUCAGAGAGGGGGUAAUCCCAGUGACACUCAUAGAGGGCAUGGAGGAGCCAUUUGCUGUCUUGGACAACCUUCGAGCCCAUUCCUGGUCUUACGAGUGCCUCAGCACCACGUGUCCAGGCUUUGAUGUUCUGCAGGGGCUGCUGAUCAAACACACUCACCUGCCUCAGGUAUUUGAAGCCGUGGCUGCUCUGCUGCUGGAGAAGAAGGCCAGUUACUCUGCAAAGGGAAAGGUGCAUGUGGAUGAUGUCCUGCAGUCACUGAUUGACAGCCAAGCAGAGUCUCCUGCUCAGCAGCUCUGUGUUGAAGCUGCAACUAUACUGCUGGAGUUAGUCAAAGUCAUCAUCACUCAGCCUGUUCCUCCAGCAAAGCACAUGUCAGGCACUGAUGCAUCAUGGGAGUUGCAGCUCCCAUCAAGUGUGAUGCAGUUUCUUUGUCUUCUCCAUAACCUCCGGCCCAGAGACCCACUGUGGGUCUCACCAGAGUUCCUUCACACACUCGCUGGAGUUGUGUACCCUGUGGAUGUUUCAGAGGGCGGGGUUGAGCCUUGCGUAACGAGUAAAGGUGAGGACACAUUCAAGGGUCAUCCGAACAGGAAGCCGGUGUGCGACUUCAUCCGUAUUCUGCUGAUGGACAGUCUUCUUAAUGUGUCUGCCAGCACCAACACACAUCCUCUCGUUCUGCUGCUGGAGUUUUCCCCUGACGGUGCGUCACUGGAGCAGAGACAGAGUUUCCAGACUGAGCUGCUGGAGUUGAUCAUGGACAUCAUCCACAUGCUCAGCAACGAAGAGGAAAACAAUACUCAUCUCAGCAUGCAAGACUGCAAGGGUCAGACGCCUGAGGGACAGAUGGGCACACUGAUGGAGAAUGUGGUGCUCUUCAGUAAGACUCUGCUGCAGAAACUUUACGGCGGAAUGUUCAUGGGACACUCUGAGAGUUUGAUCAACUUCCUCGCAGAUCAGAUUGUGGUGGCUCUGGAGAAGGGCCAGACUCAGAAAGAGAGGACGGUGUCGGCCCUCUACUCGUGCACCAAUAAAGCCCUGCUUUAUCUCCUGUCUCAACCAAGACACUCCCAAGAAGAAAAGGAUGGAGUGGUCAGGACGUUACAGGCUAUCAUGGAACGCUGGGAUGUUGUCAUGGCAACUUACAACUCAAACGUGAACUUCAUCACAUGCCUUCUUCAUUGUCUGUUACUGAUACGAUCGGGCAGCUACCCUGAAGGUUUUGGAUGUGGGGCCCAAAAAGCCCCCAGGAAAGGUUCAUCCCCUCAGUUUGCUCCAAGAAACAAACAUUCUGCAAGCCUCAGCAAUGGAGCAGACGUUACCAAAGAUGACAAAGAGCUAGUGUCCUUAGCGGAGGCCUGCUGGUCAAAGGUCAUGACGGAGAGGCAGCACACACUUGAAGAAACCUAUAAGAUAGAGAUCUCAGCGAGCCCCACAGCGGAGACAGGGCCUGUCAGCAUGACUGACAUCAGCCCUCUGUGGGAGGAGACGGCACACAAAACCUGGCUGCUGCACAUAGAGUCUCAGAGGAAGAAGUUAGCCUGUGGCUCUCCGAAGAAGUUUGAUAUGAUCAGUAACGCUGUUCGCUCAGCUUUAGGCAGACCGGGCAAAGAGUCAGGAACAGUAGAGGAGUUUCUGUCCUACAUGGAGUCACAUCGGCAGAGGGGCCACGGCAUGUUUGAGAAUAUGAGGACAAACCACUUACAGUUAAGAGCCAGCGAGUGGGAGCGAGUGAGCUCCAACUGGCUGCAUGUGGAGGCCGAGCUGCUGAGGGAGAGAGCUGUGUUCGGACCCGGCCCUGGGGUGCUGAUCAGCCGAGACUGGGUGCAAGAUGCUGCUGAAGGACCCAACAGGACUAGAUCACGCAUCCGCAGGAAGGCUCUGAGACGAUCCAAACGGGUGCUGGGAACGCUGUGUCUGGGUUUAAGGACUGGCAUGUCUGAGGAGAACAAAACAAGAACAGAAAGUGACGCAGAGCCAAAGAUCCUGUGUGAAGUCGGAGCAGAGGCAAAAGAGGAUGAAGAGGAGGGAGCAAAGGACUGUGACCAUCUGACGUUCUUCCCUGUCCUGAAUGAGACAACUGCUGUCACCGAGGGUGCACCUGACCCCAUCACCCCCGACCCCUGCUCCCACACACACGACUGCCACGACAUACGCAUCAUCCUGCAGGAGCUGCGCCCCGGAGAGGAGGUAAAGGCUAAGAUGUGUGUAGUGACAGUGAGUGGCCUCAGAGUGACGGAGGGGGUGCUGUUGUUUGGGAAGGAGAGCCUGCUCUUGUGUGAGGGAUUCACUCUGAGUCCUGGUGGAGAUGUUUGCUGCAGGAAACACCACCCCAGCAGUGUGAGGGAUUCCUUUAUGUCCACCACGCUGAGCAAAGAGCUGCCACCAGCCCGCUGCAGACGCUGGGCCUAUGAGGACAUCAAGGAUGCCCGCUUCAUGCGAUUCCUUUUAGAGGACAAUGCUAUCGAGGUCUUCAUGAAAAACGGACUCUCAGCCUUUCUGGUAUUCCUGAAUAAAGACCAUGUCUCUGCAUAUAAAAGGUUGUGUUCGGUAGUGUCAGCAUUAAAAGGCAGAGGGGUUGCUGAGGUCAUUGCUAAUGCCAGGAAGACUCCUGUGGUUGAAAAGGCAGCCCUUGUUAAAUGGCAGAGAGGGGAAAUAAGUAACUUUGAGUAUCUGAUGCAUCUGAACACCAUCGCUGGGAGGACAUACAAUGACCUGAUGCAGUAUCCAGUCUUCCCCUGGGUCUUAGCUGACUACCAGUCAGAUACACUCGAUCUGUCGAAUCCUGCGACCUUCCGUGACCUGUCUAAGCCGAUGGGAGCUCAGACAGAAAAAAGGAGACAGAUGUUCAUCCAAAGAUAUGAAGAAGUUGAGAACAUUGAGGGUGAAGGAGAUUUGUCAACACAGUGUCACUACUGUACUCACUACUCCUCAGCCAUCAUCGUCGCCUCUUUCCUUGUCAGGAUGGAGCCGUUUUCACACACCUUCCAGACACUGCAGGGAGGGUUUGAUAUCGCAGAGCGGAUGUUUUACAGUGUAAAGAAGGAGUGGGAGUCGGCCUCCAGAGACAACACAGGGGACGUCAGAGAGCUGAUUCCAGAGUUCUUCUACCUGCCAGACUUCCUGCUCAACUCCAACCACAUCCAGCUGGGCUGUAUGGAGGAUGGUACCGCUCUGGGAGAUGUGGAGCUGCCUCCAUGGGCGAAAGGUGACCCGCAAGAGUUCAUUAGAAUCCAUCGAGAGGCUUUGGAAAGUGACUAUGUGAGUGCCAACCUCCACCUGUGGAUCGACCUGAUUUUCGGGUAUCGGCAACAAGGCCCUGCUGCUGUAGAGAGUGUGAACACGUUCCACCCUUACUUCUACGCUAACAGAGGCCACCAGGAUGCUAAGGACCCCCUCAUCAAGAGCACAAUCUUGGGAUACGUCAGCAACUUUGGCCAGGUUCCCAAACAGCUCUUCACCAAGCCACAUCCGCCUCGCAGUGGAACUAAGAAGGAAGGAUCAUCACCAGCUCAUCCGACUCCAUUUUUCUUCAAACUGGACAAAGUGAAGACCACCGUGCAGCCGUUCAGAGAGCUGCCGAGGGGCCCCGUAGGUCAGAUACUGUGUCUGGAAAAAGAGGUCAUGGUCCUGGAGAGAAACCGUCUCCUCUUGUCACCUCUGCUGGGCUGCUUCUUCAGCUGGGGCUUCCCUGACAACAGCUGUGCCUUUGGAAACUAUUCCACAGAAAAGACCUUUGCUGUAUGUGAGAGUUUGUGUGACUGGGGGGAGACGUUGUGCGCUGCCUGUCCCAACCCAGCAACCAUCGUCACUGCAGGAACCAGCACUGUGGUGUGUGUGUGGGAUGUAGCUGUAAGCAAGGACAAACUCACUCACAUGAAGCUCCGACAGCCGUUAUACGGCCACACAGAUUUAGUGACGUGCCUAGCUGUGUCCGAGGUCCACAGCAUGAUAGUGAGUGGCUCCUGUGACCUCACCUGUAUCCUGUGGGAUAUGGAGGAGCUCAGCUACGUCACCCAGUUAACAGGACACACGAACAGUGUCUCUGCACUGGCUGUCAAUGAACUUACUGGCGAGAUUGCGUCAUGUGCGGGACCUCUGCUCUACCUGUGGACCAUGAAGGGUCAGCUGCUGACCUGCACUGACACUUCCUGCGGGCCUCGGGCAGACAUCCUGUGUGUCAGCUUCACACAGCGAGACCAGUGGGAUGCCAGGAAUGUAAUCGUCAUGGGCUGUGCAGACGGCAUCAUACGGAUAUGGAAGACAGAGUACACCAGAACACAAUUACCUGGCCCUCCAGAAGAGCCUGUGUCCCCAGGGCAAGACCGAGCUGAGAGAGACGUGAGCAGCUCAUGCGAGGUUAAAGGCUGGAAGAGACAUCUGGUAUUGUGUCAAGAGCUGGACAGAAGUCAGGCUGUGUCGCAACGCCGCAGCAAGAAUAAUCCGGCCAUCACAGCGCUGGCCAUGUCCAGGAGCCAUGCUACUCUGUUGGCGGGCGAUGCCUGGGGCAGAGUUUUCACCUGGACGUGUGAAUGAGAAAUGGCAGACUUUAAACACAAUCGUGCCUCCAGCCAUCAUUUCCACACAGCCCUUAUCCUCCCAGAGAGACUCUGACACAGAAAAUCCAUCAGCGUCUCAGGUCUGACACCAGCUGAGCAUUGACACCUGAUGUAUUUCAGAUCAGGUGUGUGUGUGCAUUAAGGGCAAACUGUUACAAUAUUUGGUACAUUCAAGCCUCAGGCGAUAUAGAUUAUUCUAUCUCCUACAUAGAUAUUUAAUUCUGUAUGUUACAUUGUAAAUACUGAAUUUCAACGACUUUGAAUAAAACUAUUGAGAGUUAUUUGUAAAAA